This is a messenger RNA of Pyrenophora tritici-repentis Pt-1C-BFP, 3196 nucleotides long. RefSeq lists its product as uncharacterized. Lineage: Eukaryota; Fungi; Ascomycota; Dothideomycetes; Pleosporales; Pleosporaceae. The record is from RefSeq and is a predicted model, not a curated record. Gene Ontology annotation, cellular component: endoplasmic reticulum chaperone complex. Gene Ontology annotation, biological process: endoplasmic reticulum unfolded protein response.
AUGGCGCCACCAGGACGCCGGAGAGGCCAACUCUCCCCUGCCACCAUUCUCCUCGGUCUUGUCUUCCUGUUCUCGUCAACGGCCUCAGCUGCCUCAGCCGUCAUCGGAGUCGACCUUGGCACUGAAUACAUCAAGGCUGCACUCGUGAAGCCGGGCAUCCCUCUUGAGAUCGUCCUCACCAAAGAUUCAAAACGGAAGGAGACGUCAGCCGUUGCCUUCAAGCCUGCAAAGAGUGGGCCACUCCCGCCGGGCUCUUAUCCCGAACGCUUCUACGGCAGCGAUGCGAUUGCGCUCCAAGCACGAUUCCCCGGCGAUGUAUACCCCAACUUGAAGCACCUUCUUGGUGUAUCAAGCGAAAGCGAAAUCGUCGGCACAUACAAGGAGAGAUACCCUGCGCUUGAAGUCACAGGCACACAAGACCGCAACACCGUCAGCUUCCAGAGCGGGGUAUUCUCAAAGGACAAGUCUUACACGGUUGAAGAGCUACUGGCAAUGGAGCUGAAGAAUGUCAGGGAGAACGCAAAGGCGCUGGCAGGCAAGGCCUACGACAUCCAGGACGUCGUUUUCACUGUCCCAGCAUUCUACACCGUGGAAGAGAGGCGCGCGCUUCAGGUUGCGGCACGAUUGGCGGGCCUCAAGGUUCUCAGUGUGGUAUCUGACGGUCUAGCUGUUGGUCUCAACUACGCUACUGGCAGGACUUUCCCAGACGUUACAAAAGACGGCAAGCCGGAGAUCAACCUCGUAUUCGACAUGGGCGCGGGAUCUACGUCUGCCAGUGUUGUCAAGUUCCAGGGCCGUACUGUCAAGGAUGUUGGCAAACGCAACAAGACUGUCCAGGAGGUCCAGGUCAUGGGUACUGGGUGGGACAGGACUCUUGGAGGCGAUGCGCUGAACUCGCUCAUCGUCGAUGAUAUGGUCUCCACCUUCACCGAGCUUCCGGCCGCAAAGAGCGCUUCGCUCACUGCUGACAAGGUCAAGACUCAUGGACGAACCGCUGCGAAGCUCUUCAAGGAAGCUGAGAGGGUUCGUCAGAUGCUCAGCGCUAACAAGGAGACAAAUUCCUUUUUCGAGAGCUUCCAUGAGGAUAUUGACUUCCGCUACAAGUUUUCUCGCACAAAGUUUGAGGAGCUUACCGCUGCCUAUGCUGCCCGUGUUGACGGUCCAAUUAACCGAGCUCUUGAGGCCGCUGGUCUUACCAUUGCCGACAUUGAUUCCGUUAUCGUCCACGGUGGUGCAAGUCGUACACCCUUCGUUCAAGCUCGUCUUGAGGCAGUUGCAGGCAAGAACAAGAUCAGGGCGAACGUCAACGCCGAUGAGGCCGCCGUGUUUGGUGCUGCCUUCAAGGCCGCUAGUCUCAGCCCUUCUUUCCGUGUCAAGGAAAUCCGCGACUCAGACAUUCAAGGAUACAACCACGGCAUUCAGUACUCGUUCAACCUCAAGGAUCGCGACCAGAAGAUUUUCACUCCUACCACCAAGCUUGGAGCGACCAAGGAUCUCCCUUUCCAGAUGAUGGGCGAGUUCGAGUUCACAAUAUAUCAGGCACUGCCCAGGGCUAAUGGCGAUGUUUCCAAGGAGCCCACUCUUCGAUUUUCAAGCGGCAACUUGACCAGGGCUGUCACCAAGAUGAUUGACGAGGACAAAUGCGACCGCCAAAGCUUCAACAACUACGUCCAGGUUAGGCUAAGCCCGAUCACUGGUACUCCUGAAAUCGUUUCAGCGUGGGUAACGUGCGAGACUGAGGAGGCCAAGGGUGGUAUUGUCGAUGGCGUCAAGAACUUGUUUGGUAUGGGUGGCAAGAAGGACCAAGAGCCGCUCAAGGAGGGCGAGAGCUCCUCUUCAUCUGCUUCGGCGUCCUCAUCUUCUUCUACGUCAUCCUCGGCUGAUGCUGAGAGCACCGAUGCCGCCAAGCCUGACGAGAAGAAGAUCAAGACUGUCAAGUCCGCCAUCACCUUCGAUGUCGAGCAGCUAGGCUACAAGAAAAUUCCUCGCAAAGAGCUCAAGAGGAUGCAGGACAGGCUCGCCGCUUUUGAUUCGUCGGACAAGUCCCGUCGUCUUCGGGAAGAAGGCUUGAACUCGCUAGAAGCUUUCACUUACCGUGCACGCGAUUACCUUGAGGAUGAGUCCUUCAUUGGCGCUUCCACAGCAGCUGUCCGCGAAAGUCUUGAGAAGGCACUCAGUGCUGCUUCCGAAUGGAUUUACUCUGAGGGUGCAGAGGCAGACGAGAAGACGCUGAAGAGCAAGCUCAAGGAGCUCGAAGAUAUCGUCAACCCUAUUCUCAAGCGCAAAAAUGAGGCGGCCAAGCGCCCAGAUGCCAUCAAAGACUUCAAAGACACGAUUGCUCACAUAAAGGAAGUCAUCCAGCUUGUUGACAAUCAGAUCAAGACACAGUCAUAUGAAAGCUCCAAGAGCAGCGAAGCAGUAUCGAAAGCGUCGGCUGAAGCAUCUGCCUCUCCAUCAUCGACGGAGGCAAUUGAUGAGCUAGACGAAGAAGUCGAUGCACCUGCACAGCCCGAGAUUACCGAAGUCUCCACUGUCUACACCGAAUCCGAUCUUACGACAGUUCAGGAGGCUGCGUCCAAAGCCCAGGCCUGGAUAGACGAGAACGAGGCUAAGCAAAGCAAGCUUGGUGCAACCGACGACCCAGCCUUCACAGUCAAGGACAUCGCGGCUGAGAAGAAGAAGCUGGACGAUGUGAUUAUGGACAUGAUGAUGAAGAAGAUGAAGCACUUCAAGCCCCCGAACCAGCAGAAGCCAAAGGCAUCCAAGCCCAAGUCCAAGUCGGCAAAGGGAAAGAAGAACGCUAGUAAAAGCAAGAAGGCAGCUACAAAAGAGACGGAUGCGCCUGCCGCAGGUGAUGGGCCGAGUCGGGAGGAGUUGGAGGAAGCGCUAAAGAAGGCUGGCGUCAACAAGCCUAAUGGCGAUAACAACAUUUUGAACAAGCUUAACCUGGACAAGGAUGCAAGUGAGGAGGAAAUCCUUGCUGCGAUUAGCAAGGCUACAAAGGAGGGCAGGCUGAAGGAUGAGGGGCACAGCGAGCUAUAGGCGAUUGAUUGGAGUAGAAGGAUGCAGAUGCCAAGAGAUCAGACAGUGUUGUACUAAAUGGGCCAUGUGUAUACCAAGCGAAUGCGCCUGCACAAGCAUCGAGAUUUAAGAAGUUUAGGAAAUUUGAUUUUAUCAAUUCAAGCGACUUUUUCCA